AUGAAACAACAGCAACAACAACAAGAGCAAAAACAACCAGGCUGGUGGCCAGAGGAGUAUGCACCUGAGAACCCAAAUUGCCCCGUCAUCGUUUCAAGAAUGAACAAGGUGAUCAAAAACUGCAAGGGCGCAAAAUACCCAGUAGAAAACAUAUGGGACGACGACGGCUUUAUGGUCAAGGCAAUUCAGCAAGCUAACAGCAAUGUUACCGGAAGCCAUACGCAACACGUGGCCACAGAUGCUCCUGCACUCCCUCUACCAGACCAAGACGGCUCGGAUGAAUCGCCUCUCAGCAGUAAAGACUCGAUGUCCGGUUCUCACAAUGACAAACUGAGUAAAUCACCGAAUCGUCCUCUUUCUGUUGACAGCGACAAGAGCUUUCCUGCCCUUCCGACACUACCUCCAGUGUCCGAAACCAUAUCCCACCUCAGGGGCAGCGACUGGCUCACAGACAGUGAUAUGUUGCGCUGUGUGGAGCUCUUGAAAGCCUCUAAUGAAUGGCAUAUUUUCGAUCCGGGAUAUCCCUCUGAGGAGUCCAAAUUGUCCGGGACAAACAAGAUUUCUGCAAAUAACCUGAUCUUCUUCAUCAAUGCCAAGCACCACUGGUCGCUUUGUCAUCUAGACAGACAACUAGGGCAGCUCAAGCAUUAUAAUCCUCUUCCGUGGAAGAUGCCGGUUGAUGUCCUGAAGUCAUGGAUACUGGAACAGCCGAGAAUUGGGCCUACUGAUGGACUCAACAUUUUCGAAGAAAAAUGUCCCCAACAAGAAGACGGCUUCAACUGCGGUAUCUUCACUCUGGCUAUCUGCCAGGCUCUGGUGAAUGGGAAUCCUAUCCCAUUGGAAGUCGAUGCCAAUAACCUUCGCAGUUUCUUUGCCAAACAGCUUGAGAGUCCUAUAAGUUCGGAACUUGCCAAGCCCUCCAGCGAAGCUGCAUCUCUUGGAGUGCCACGAAUAGACUGCCGACCGUUAUUUGAGCAGAGCCAUUCCGACGCCGACAACUUUGGCUUCCUUGACAACUCUGGAGAGCAUGACAUGAAAAUUUCUGACACCCUAAAUUACUUGGACAAAUUUGAAAAGUGUUUGGGAAAAGCAAACGCCAAUCUGACAGAAGAUAUGAAAGCCCUUGAGAAGCACAAGGGCAAAGUGGUAGAAAUGUUGCAAGAACAAGAUGCACUUGAACAAAAGCUGGAAAACGAACAGAGGUUGGCAGCUGAUCUCGCGGGGAAGGUUGAGCAGUCACAGAUUGAUUAUAAAGGAGCGUGCGAAUGGUUGAACCAACACGGCACGGGGCGCAUUGUUGAGCCUGCGAAUACAUUGCUCAAUAAGAUCAUAACGGAUGCCAAGUCGAUGAUUCAGUCAUCGGCAGCAGAUAUCGAGUCAUGCAAGGAAAGAUUGGAAAGCAUGCAAGCAAAUUGCGACGAAUACAAGGGUACGAUAGAAAAGCUACAGGUCGAAAUCAUUUCUAGCACCAGACAGAGAGAUGUGAUAGAGGAGAGGGUUAAGAGACAGAGAGAGAAUUUAGCACAUGUAGAUGAGAAAUUUGCCAAGGUUGCGGUGCUGCGGGGUUUUACUAAAUGUAAGAAUUAG
Molecule: messenger RNA, 1587 nt
Organism: Fusarium proliferatum ET1
Lineage: Eukaryota; Fungi; Ascomycota; Sordariomycetes; Hypocreales; Nectriaceae
Exons: 3
Coding region: 1-1587 (528 amino acids)
Biological process (GO): proteolysis
Molecular function (GO): cysteine-type peptidase activity
Source: RefSeq, a predicted model, not a curated record